Molecule: messenger RNA, 1108 nt
Organism: Anopheles aquasalis
Lineage: Eukaryota; Metazoa; Arthropoda; Insecta; Diptera; Culicidae
Product: clavesin-2-like
Cellular component (GO): membrane
Molecular function (GO): phosphatidylinositol bisphosphate binding
Source: RefSeq, a predicted model, not a curated record
GUGAUCGGAUCGUUAGAUCGUGUUUAACCAGCAUGUCCACUGCGGAGAAGGUACACUAUUCGGUGGAGAAGCGUCCGGAGAGCUACGACAAGUAUGAGUUCACUCUACCGGAGCUGUAUCGGAAGCUGGCGAAAGAGGAGCUCCGUGAGGACGAUGAAAUUCGUGAGCAAUCGUUGGUGCAGAUGAGGGAAUGGAUCGCCAAGCAUCCGUACAUCCGCAAGUGUCGCACGGAUUCGUCGUUUCUGUUGCGUUUCCUGCGCUUCCGCAAGUACUCGGUACCGAUGGCGUGUGAAGCCCUGGAACGCUACCUGGCAAUGAGGGAAACGUUCCCGACGUGGUUCAAAAAUCUGGACUGUAACGAGUCGGCAAUGCAGGAAAUGCUGGCGGACAGUUUGUUUACGAAGCUAGGGCAGGAUGCGGAAGGCCGUACCGUGAUUCUGUGCACCGUCAAGAACCUGAACGUGGACAAGUUUGAUGCACAGGCACAGGGCCGGUUUGUUGCGCUGUUGAUCGAGUCGCUGCUCGAGUGGGAAGAGGUGCAGAUUGGAGGAUUCCGGGUGAUGCUGAACUUCAGUGACACCUACAUGAAGCAAUACGGUGUUUGGGGUGUUUCGGAUAUGAAAAUCUUCAUGGAUGCGAUCAACCGCUCGUACCCGAUACGCUUCCGCGAGAUUCACGGCGCCAAACUGCCCAAGUUUGCGGUCACCGUGAUCAAUCUGCUGCUCACGUUCGCCAGCCCGAAGUUGAAGGAGCGAAUCAUCUGUCACAACACGGUGCUGGAGAUGAAGAGCAAAUUCGACCUUUCGCUGAUACCGCAGGAGCUGGGUGGGGAGCUGGACGCGGCCGAUGCUGCUCGCAAGUUUGUCAAGCAUCUCGAGACCAGGCGGAGCGCUAUACUGGGGCUCGAUGAAAUGGACAUCGAUACGGCGCACUUUUCGUCGCUCUGGAGCCAAUCGAAUGUCGUCGAGAAUGAGGUGGAUGGUGGUGUUGCAGGCAGCUUCCGUAAACUUAAUGUGGAUUAACUGUUCGUUCUUACUUUACUCCUUAAUCUAAGGCUCAUAAAUUGAGGGUGAUGAUAUUAUAACCAUUCUGCAUUCUCGUAAUCGUA